Molecule: messenger RNA, 746 nt
Organism: Setaria italica (foxtail millet)
Lineage: Eukaryota; Viridiplantae; Streptophyta; Magnoliopsida; Poales; Poaceae
Product: DNA-directed RNA polymerases I and III subunit RPAC2
Exons: 4
Coding region: 136-459 (107 amino acids)
Biological process (GO): DNA-templated transcription
Cellular component (GO): RNA polymerase III complex; RNA polymerase I complex
Molecular function (GO): DNA binding; DNA-directed RNA polymerase activity; protein dimerization activity
Source: RefSeq, a predicted model, not a curated record
CUUGCUCCCCUCCUCUUUCGGGGACACCCUACAGCGACGCCACCUCCCGCCGCCGAACUCGCCUCGGCUCCGCCCGCACCGGCAGCGUCUUCGCCUCGCGCCCUCGCCCCCUCUGUGCUUCCGCACCAGGGAGCGAUGGAGCACGGGUCACUGCAGGAUUCGAGCGCUUCGUCGUUCUCCAUCAUGGAGGAGGACCACACCCUCGCCAACUCUGUCAGAUUUGUUCUCAACCAGGACCCAAGGGUGGCAUUUUGUGGAUACAGCAUCCCUCAUCCUGCUGAAAACAAAGUUAACAUAAGGCUUCAGACUACAGGAGAUCCAGCCAACGAUGUUCUGAAAGAUGCGCUGCAGGACCUAAUGGUGAUGUGCCAGUAUAUAAGGGGGACAUUUGACACUUCAGUGGCUGAUUUUCGGGGGAACAAACCAGAAGUCAUGGACAUCGAUUUGAACAAAAAAUAGAAGGUUCUGGAUGAUCGUUAGCCGGAUGGCAGAAAUGCACAGAUGUUUGCUGUGCUAAGUUAUAAACUAGUCUAGUUGUAUGGGGUGUAGUCCUUAAACCCAAAGUGUGAGAUGUCAUUGGCAUCAGGGUACUUGUCAGUGUCACUUCAGGUUUCUUGGUCAAUGGUUUUAUGGCACUUGAUAUUGUUUGGAGAGAAAAAAAUCCAAUGCAAUCAAGUAAUCAACAUACUUUCUUAUUUGUGCUGUUCUGAAUAUAGCUAAUUGGAAGUUUUUUUGAAACUUGCUAA